AUGGCGUCUGCUCCUUCGGAAAAAGAUCUGCAGGAGCUGCUCCGCUUGCUGACAACAACGCGCAAGCUGCCCAUCUUGCAGGCAAUGACGCAGGUGAAGGCGCUACAGGCUGCCAAUCUGCGAAGCAUCCAACAAAUUGCCGAGGCGCCGGCGGAUGUUGUCAAGGACGCCAUCAAGGAUGCUGCCGCGGCCAAGUCAUUACAAACGAGCUGCAAGACGGCCCUCAAGAAAAUGGCCGCAGGCGGCAGCGCAACCGGCAGCAAACGGACAGCUUCGGCCAGUGGAUCGGCAUCGGCCAAGCGGGCUAAGCAGCUGGACGGCACAGCAGCUGCGUCGAGCAGCAGCAAUAUGUUUAUGGGUCCCGAGCCGAUGACCGCCGCCGAGCUGGAACGCUCCCUCGAGCUUCCCGUGUUUGUGCCGGCCGACGAGGAGGAAGAGGCCCGCAUCGCUUCCACCGUCCUCCUGACCAACCGUGCGCCCUUGGUUUUGGCGUUUGCCGUCGAGCUGCUGCGCUACACCAUGCCGGAGCAGCCAGUGUCGAGCCGCUUGAGUCUGGCCCAGGCUGUCGUCAGUGCCAACUCGCGGUCCAAGGCCACGAGUCUCGGCUUGGAGUGGGCGAAAGGACCCAGUGCCGACGAGUCCGGCUGGGGCCAGGGCCAGCCGCGGGUCCGCAUCCUGGGCCGUGAGGUGGCCGUGCUCAAGCGCAGCGGGUAUACUUGGAAGGGCGACGAAGAACAAGAGGAGGUGGAUCAUAUCGACGAUGACAAGAAGCCAGAGGCCACACAUGCAACCGGGAACGACGCUGUUGUGGCCUCAGAACCGCAACAAGCACCACCACAACUCGCUCCACAGGUCCACAGUGCCUUGUCACAGCCUGCCGCCGGUGUUUGGUCUACCAGCCAGACCAUCUCCCUCAAGGACUCGACGUUUGUGGCGCGCGCCACCACCAUCACCGAUCCGGCACAGCGGGCGGGUCUGCUCCGUUCUCUCAUGGAAGCGCAUCCCAAGCUUCUGACGGCCUCGCACAACGCCUGGGCCUACCGGGUCCGCAGUACCAGCAGCGACUACGCCAGCAGCGUGCGCCAGGAUUCGUACGAUGACGGCGAGACGGGCUGUGGCGACCUGAUGCUGCGCAUCCUGCACGAACUCGGUGCUGUCGAUACGCUGGUUGUGCUGACGCGCUGGUUCGGCGGCACGUUGUUGGGCCCGGAUCGCUGGCGGCUGAUGCGCAACUGCGUGACGGGUGUCAUGGCGGAGCGCCUGCGCCGCACGGGUGCGGAUGUGGCCUUGGGUGGCGAGGCGGCGUGGGGACUGGACCUCGAGGCGAUGCGCGAACAGCAGGAAGCUGGUGGUGCUGGUGCUGGUGUUGGUCCUGGUGGUCGAAGCAGUAGUCACAGCGCCGCCUCGCGCUUCAAGCACGGCCCCAAUACAGGGCUGACGCCUGUGGUCGGCAUGCCCAUCCACCGGCCCGAAGGCGCUCGGCAAUAUCUCAUGCGCAACUUCGCGUCCUCUGAAGACUCUGGAAAGGUUGGCGGUGUCGGGCCGACAUCCGAGACAACUCCAACGAAAAAGAAGAAGACAGUCAAGGCCAUGGAUGCCGAGAAGGAAGAGAAUCUCAGCCUGCUUCUGGGUGCCCUGCGCAUGGUCUAUGACAGCUGGGCCGAUCACAUUACGACCGCCGAGCUGGACCGGCGCGCCUGGAGCUGGUAUGUCGCCGUGCGGCCGGAUGUUGACGCUGGCCCCUCUGGUUGGGGCGCCAAGGGCACCGUCAAGCUCAAAGACAUUCUGGCACUUCGGCGAAUAGAGCAGAAGACAUGA
Molecule: messenger RNA, 1818 nt
Organism: Sporothrix brasiliensis 5110
Lineage: Eukaryota; Fungi; Ascomycota; Sordariomycetes; Ophiostomatales; Ophiostomataceae
Product: impact protein-like protein
Exons: 2
Coding region: 1-1818 (605 amino acids)
Biological process (GO): regulation of translational initiation
Cellular component (GO): cytoplasm
Source: RefSeq, a predicted model, not a curated record